Molecule: messenger RNA, 927 nt
Organism: Melitaea cinxia (Glanville fritillary)
Lineage: Eukaryota; Metazoa; Arthropoda; Insecta; Lepidoptera; Nymphalidae
Exons: 3
Coding region: 118-561 (147 amino acids)
Source: RefSeq, a predicted model, not a curated record
UAUAAGUUUAAAAUUUGUGGAUAUACUUUACUUUGCCACACCCGCUAGCGCUACUUGUUUAAUAAAUUUUUGAACUUUUUAUUUACGUACUUUAUUGUUUUACUUAAGGUAGUCAUAAUGUUUAAGAAAUUCACGUUAAUAUUAGGAUUCUUAUUAGUUACCAAUGUUUUUCAAGUAAGAACUCUCGAAUGCUACGUUUGUGAUUCUCAAGAGGACAAUUCAGAAAAAUGCAUUAAAACAAUAAAAACUUGUGAAUACUAUCAGAGUGUAUGUUUAACGGAAAUCAAAUGGGGAACAGCUCCAUACUGGUCUCAGGGUGCAAAAAAACAAUAUUACAUUACAAAGAAAUGUUCCAAUAAGACAGAAUGUGUUAGUACUAGACAGCGAAACAUGCCUCUUUGUACUCAUAUUUGGUACCAAGACUGGGUGUGUUCUGACUGCUGCCAAGGAGACAGAUGCAACUAUUACAUUAUAAGUGGAAUUGGAACAAAAAAACCAGUCUUUGGUAUCUUAUUAGCAGCUGUCCUAUUGCCUAUUGUAAGAAUUAAGUUUACAUAUUGAAUAUAUGGAUAAUAUUUUUUGUAUUUAGAAAUCUGCCAGAAUGAUAGAUUUAAAAAAAAAUAUCAGAACUUUGUCCUAUUUACACUAAAAAAUUUAUGGUGCAAAAUGUACAAAUCUUGAUAUUCAUGUUAUUUUAAAUGACACAGACUUAAUGGCAUUUUUUUUUUUCAUUUAAAAUUGCUGUCUUAAAAUGAUACCGUCCAUAACUUACUUCAUGCUAAUUUUAUUUCAAUAUUUAUUUUUUAUCAAUAUUGUUAUGACAUAGUAUAAAGAUCUGAAUUAUUUAUGAAUAUCAUUAAGAAGUUAUAACUAUUUGUUCUUUGACUAGAAUUUUUUUAUGAUUAAAAAUAGCAAUAGUUAAAUAUA